CUCUCUCGCUCUCUCUCUCCCCGGUGUUUUAUUUCCGCGCUUCCAGAAGAAAACACCGGUCUCGUUUGGGCUUAGUUACAACAUUUGUUUUUUUUUUUUAUCAAAGUAAUUAAACAAAACCAAAAAAAAAAAAAAAAUCUUCUCUUUGUCCCCCCCUCCACUCCCGCCUCCUCUCAUGCCGCGGCUCCGGCUCCGGAGAAGGGGCGACCUGUGACGGACCGAGCGGGCUUCUCCGUGAACAUGGCGUGCAUCGGGGACGCGGACCCCUUCACCGCCGCGAUACCUGCCACCAAAGUUGAGCUGACUGUGUCCUGCAGGAACCUGCUGGAUAGAGACACGUUCUCCAAGUCUGAUCCAAUUUGUGUUCUGUACACUCAAGGGAUCGCCAACAGAGAAUGGAGAGAGUUUGGCAGGACAGAAGUCAUAGACAACACCCUCAAUCCCGACUUUGUCCGCAAAUUCAUCAUGGACUACUUCUUCGAGGAGAGGCAGAAUCUUCGUUUUGACCUGUACGACUUGGACUGCAAGAGCGACAACCUCUCUAAACACGAUUUCUUGGGCCAGGCUUUCUGUACGUUGGGUGAAAUAGUCGGCUCCCUGGGAAGUCGCCUGGAAAAACCACUUAUUGGAAUUCCAGGAAAGAAAUGUGGCACCGUCAUCAUUAGAGCAGAGGAGCUGAGCAACUGCAGGGAGUCGGUGAUGCUUCAGUUUUGUGGCAACAAGUUGGAUAAGAAGGACUUCUUUGGCAAAUCGGAUCCUUUCCUUGUGUUUUACCGCAGCAACGAAGACGGGUCCUACACCAUCUGCCACAAAACAGAAGUGGUGAAGAAUACCCUGGACCCGGUGUGGCAGGCUUUUAAAAUUCCCGUCAGGGCGCUGUGCAACGGAGACUAUGACAGGAGCAUUAAGGUGGAAGUUUAUGACUGGGACAGAGACGGAGGACAUGACUUCAUCGGCGAAUUCAGCACCAGCUACAGAGAAAUGUGCAGAAGCCAGUCACAGUUCCAUGUCUAUGAGGUACUAAAUCCGAAAAAGAAAGGGAAGAAGAAGAAGAAGUACCAAAACUCAGGAACGGUGACCCUCCUGUCCUGCCUGGUGGACACUGAACUGUCCUUCCUGGACUACAUCAGAGGCGGGACACAGAUUAAUUUCACGGUGGCAAUUGAUUUCACGGCAUCAAACGGCAACCCAUCCCAGCCCACCUCGCUCCAUUACAUGAGCCCGUACCAGCUGAACGACUACGCUGUGGCCCUGCGCGCCAUCGGGGAGAUCAUCCAGGACUACGACAGCGACAAGUUGUUUCCUGCGCUGGGAUUCGGUGCCAAGCUCCCACCAGACGGGCGUGUCUCCCACGAGUUUCCCCUGAACGGUAACCCUCAGAACCCGUACUGCAGCGGUAUUGACGGCGUGAUGGAGGCCUACUACCAGAGCCUGAAGAGUGUGCGCCUGUACGGACCCACCCAUUUCUCCCCUGUUAUCAACCAUGUGGCCAGGUAUGCAUCGGCGGUGACGGACGGAUCGCAGUACUUCAUCCUUCUCAUCAUUUCGGAUGGCGUGAUCACUGACAUGGCGCAGACCAAGGAGUCCAUUGUAAAUGCCGCUUCUCUGCCAAUGUCGAUUAUAAUAGUUGGAGUUGGACCGGCAGAAUUUGAUGAAAUGAUUGAACUGGACGGGGACGAAGAGAGGAUCUCAUCCCAGGGACGAUAUGCAGAAAGGGACAUCGUUCAGUUUGUUCCUUUCAGAGACUACAUCGACCGGCGAGGAAACCACAUUCUGAGCAUGGCUCGUCUGGCUAAAGAAGUGCUCGCCGAAAUCCCCGACCAGUUUCUCUCCUACAUGAGGACCCGAGGGAUCAAACCAGGCCCCCAGCCGCCACCUUAUACCCCGUGUCCGCCCCCGGCCAUCCACCCGCUCCACACCAGACGGGUAAGCCGGAUCUGAAGGACCGAGGCCCCCAACCCUCUGCAUUGGCUUAGCCAACUUUUACUGGCUUCCGAUCUUCUCUUUGAGCUUCCUUUUCUCGCUAUAGUCUUCACUGGAAGCCUGUGAGCACAUGGUGAACUUCACCCGCUGUCUCGCGUUGCACUUUCAGGAACGUUUGGCUGCAGCGCGUAGCCCUGACUUGGGGAUGCUGCCAUUAUUUCAGCGACAGGACUUUGCACUCGGGAAAUUUUGACGGUCGCGGCUGUUGGAAAUUGCUGGAUUUCCAACCGGAGGAAAUCCAACGAAGAGGAGAAGGAACAGGACGUCCGGAAAAGGUCCGGACUAGUGAGACUCUUUGGUCACGAACACUGUCCGCUCCUCUUUGUUCUUCUGCAUUCACUUCCUGAACCUUUCACAAAAUCUCUUGAUACUUCAAUGUUUACAUGGGGAAAGCAGAGAGGGGAUUUUUUUCAGGUGAUAAACGAUUUAUACCGAUCAAUGUGAAAACCUUUCAGAGUCAUAUUUUUCACCUGUAGAACCAGGAGGUUGUGAAUUUAAAAACAUUUAGGCCCUGAUGCCAUUUUCUUUUCCCACUACAUGUACAGCAAUUAUACUCUGUUUCUUUUUAAAUAAAUAGAGCAUGUUUUAGUGUAGAAGAAGCAUGCAAUGUCGUCCCACACUCAGGGCUUGUCCCCUCCACACCGCCGCUAACGCUGCUACGUACCGCCACAGACGAACCCGUCACCACCUGAGAUCUUCCCUCCUUCCACUCCGCCCACCUCGGCUCCAGCAGGACACGGCGCUCCCUGGGGAUUGGGUCAAAUCAAAUGCAGCAGGGACUCCAACCAGCCUUACUGUUAACGUCAGAAAACAUUCACAGGCAUCGUCCCCUCUACACCAUGGCUUCUGGAAAUGAGGAUCUCCAAGCCCAGCAGUCAAAAACACACACCUCUCUUUACAGAGUCUCUGACUGUGAGCUGCGAUCUACAGCGGCGUUAUUUUUGUGAAAAUACACCUGCACUUCAGAGGCAUCGCUGUGUUUUGGUUACGUCUCUCUACCUCUUACUUUACUCUGUACACAAUAUAAAUGUCACUUCUUUUCUUGUGAAUAACAAGUAUUGUGAGUUAUGUUGGCUAAAGCUGCAGUAUGUAAGUUUUAUUUUUUAAAAAUUGUUUCUUUUUUUUUACAUAUUUCUUAAAACUGUCACUAUGUUGUGACAAUUUAAUACGAGAAAGAUAAUCUGAAAAGAUUGAUCUCCUCCACCUCCUCCCUGAGCUACUGUUGCUGUCUGAAGAAAGGCACCGCGCCCCACCAAAAACAACCAAUCAGAGCCAGGAGGAGGGUCUUAGUGUUGUCACUCAACCUCAUGUACUCGCUGCUAAAUGGGUUAGUCACAAAAUGGCAGAGAAACAACUUACCGUUACAAGAACACAGUUUAUCCACCGUCACUGGUGGCCAUGCUAACUAGCAUUAGCUUUCACUACAGGAUUGUAGAAUAGAGAAAAGUGAGAAGAGAGAAGAGUAUGAUCAUUAGGAUGAUUGACAGCACUAAGACCCACAUCCUGGCUCUGAUUGGUUGUUUCUAGUUAGCAGUGAGGAGGCGGAUGAGCUUAAUUUUUUUAUUUCAUAAUCUGUCACGAAAUGGUGACAGUUUCAAUAAAUAUGUAAAAAACUAUUUUCGUAAAAGUUACAUACUGCAUCUUUAACCAGGAACACGGUCAUUCUGUUAUACAAGAUCAUUGUCAAAUCCUCUAAAACUUCUCAUGCCAAUUUGUAAUCAGAGCAGGUAUCAACACACUGAAUAAGUGCGCAAAGAACUGAUAACCAGCCGAUGAAACUCAAACUCCUUAUCCAGUGAGAACUCAUGCUGCGCUCUGAAAAGGUUUUUGCUUUUAUUUCAAAUUUAAACGUUUAAAUGAUCAAAUUGAUUUUAAUAUCAGGCAAAAAUAACCCGAGUAAUUAGAAAAUUAUGUUACUUUCAAAUGAUGCAGUCCUUCAUUAAGGGAAAAAAUAUUAUCCUUAUUAUUAGAGCCCAAUGUGAAAAAAUAAUUGCGCCCUAAAACUAAUAAUUGGUUGCUGCAACACCUGCCGUCAAGCGUCUGUGGUAACUGGCUCUAUGUCUGCCUCAUUGCUGUGAAGGAAAUUUACACAUAAAACUGUCCUCUUAAAGUAACAAACGGUUGGCCAGACAACCUCCUUUAGGAUUUCCUGCUAAAGAACAGAGUUCAUGGUUCCAUCAUCAAAGGCUCAGAAGCAGCAAAGUAGGACGAAAUCAUCACACUACCAUCAUGAGCGUCUGUUUGUUGUUCUGUUUCUGAAAUGCUGUCAGUUUUAAGCUGGUCUCCUUUGUGAGAGUAGGUUUGGAUAUGUUGUUUUUAAAGUGUGUUUACUCAGGUUAUUUUUGCCUAACAUUAAAAUUUGUCUGACAAGCUGUAACGUUUCGCCCUCACAGGAGUGGUCUACCUAAAACCAAUGUGCCAGUGUCAAACUUUCAAAAGGAGCAAAACAAGCUAAAGUGACUCGAUUCAGGUUGUUUAAAAAAAAAUAAAAAAAAUUGGAGAAAAUCUGUCAGUGGGUUUUUAUAAACCAGCGUUUACACUUUUUUGGCUUCCAUGUCAGCAAUUAUAACUAUUUGGAGCCAGAAAUGUGAGGGGCGAAAACAGCACUUAACACCCAGAGAAGGAGGUGUCACCAUGUUCUUUGAUUUUUAUUUUAUUUCCUACUGCUAAAUAUAAAAUAAAUGAAGGAUUGCGAGGUCAACUGAAGUACGGCAGCGUGGGAAACACAGAGUGCGUCACAUUUGUCCUAAACGGACCCUUGCCUUACGUAACAGCAGGAGCUUUCCACGGCGUGGAAACACACCUCCUGUUGCUCUUUCAUGUUGUAAGUGUUCAUCUCAAUGGACUGUUUUCUUCAAGGCCAUUCUGUGUUUCAUGUGGUCAGGCAGGAACAAUCUGUGAAUUAAUGCUAGAACAUCACAGUCUAAGGUUAGUGCUCUGAUGUUCGGUCCUGUUCGCCACCUCUGUUUUUCGUUCCCUCUCUUCCUGAACACCAACAUGGUGGGGAGAAAAAGAGCAAUAGUCUUUCGUUUGGUUUCAAUUUACUGGCAGAUUUUCCCAACGAUUACCAAAAAAAUUAUUAUAAAUUUUAAGUGUACAUUUUUUAAACCCCCUGUAAGCUUUGGGACAGCAGCAGCGCUCCACUCAGAUUCAGACACUUACAGCGGACUCGGUUGGCGGCCUCCUUGUUUACCUUGUCCAACAUGAGAUUACAACUGACAGCUCAAUAUAGUUCAGUGAAAAUUUCUUAUCUGUUGCACUGCCGGCAUAAAUUUAUGGGUAAAACAUAUCACACUGGUAGCUUUAAUGUCUCUGUGUAUAAGAACCACUUCUUUAUUUAGGCUCUGGGUCAAUUAAUCCUUUUGCUAAUAUGUACCUUCAUCCUGCACGCAUACACAAGCCUGUCACAAUUACAAAUUUUGCUGGAUGAUAAAUUGUUCCAGAAGUUACUUAGCACUGCGAUAGAUAGGUUUGCUAAUAACUAUGUAAGUGUCAAAGUUACGUUAAAAAUCAAACGUUUUUACAAUCAGAUGUUAGCAACAAGCUUUAUGGUUAGCAUGUCUGUUGAUCCAAUAAACAGAUAAAAGUCAGCUAGCUACUGCAAUAAAUAAGUUUGCUAAUAACUAGUAAGCCUCAAAGUUACCACAGAAUUCAGCCGAUAAUUAGUCUAUAUUUUUGGCUAGCUGCUACACUGCUGUGUAGAUUUAACUGCAAAGCCAUAUUUUAAAAAGAUUGCAAAGAGGUUCACCACUUCUGUGUUGUGAGAACAUCACACUACUGUAUUAUUAUACCUAAAAUAAACCAAAUUAAAUUGGAUAUUAUUAGACUAGCAGUUUUAGUAAGAGUUGCAACAGACCAUUUAAUCAGUUGGCUUCAAAAUGUGUUUUACUACCAUAAAAGUGAUAUUUUUACUCAAAUGUUUAAUAUUGUCAGAAUUCUUUACUGGCCCAUGUGGAUCUUGAGAACUUUAAAUAAUUUUUCUUUUUUUUUUUCUGGCUAACCCACUGAAAUCCGCUGUUGCUGUUUGAUUCCCAGCGAGCCACAAGAAGUCAGCCGCAACAUUUUCCACAAGAGAUCAGACUUCAUAAUCAAAGCCAAGUGGUUCAGGUAACUGCACUGUCACUUUUAGACAAGUGUGGCCGUGUCGCUGCGCCCCGUCACAGGUCCGCCACGAUUUUAGGUCUUCGCACAAACAAUUUAAUCCCAAUCCGUCAUCAAACUCUGCACACAGAGGGCCGUCUUUCUGUAUGUAAAUGUGUGAACUAAAGUUUUCCUGUAUAUUUGUGUACCGCAUACUGUACAGUAGAUUUUAACCUGUGUCUUUAGGGCCCUAUUCAGUCAAGGAAUCUAUAUAACGAAUGUUUACAACAACUUUUUAAACUCACGCCUCAAAAUCACAGUAUACUUCUUGGCUGAUGAUGUUUUCAUUAGAACAUCUGGUUAUUAACUGCUUCUAAAACAUUUUCUGAGAUGUUUAUACACUUGUACAGAGUUCUGCCUUUUUUUUGUGCGUGUCGGUCAAAACUGCUGUUUGUGAGAUGCUGCUUCUUUACUGCUCAUAUAACGGAAUUCCAUUUUGUACGGAGGCCUGUAAUCAUAUUUAAAUCAUGACUAACAGGCCUUAUCAAUGUUUCUGCAGACGUUAUUCAUAUUUAAAUCAUGAACGACAGGCCUGUAUUUUUAUAAACAAACGGUUAGAGAGCGAUGUAUGUUUUAUGUGUUAGAAAAUCAACUUUAUGAUAAACACUCUGUAGCAAUGUUAUUUCUGCCAAAUUUAACAUGCUGUUAAGUGUAGCGUCUCAAUCCCUGAACAAAAAAAAACCAACAGCUUGUUCAGUUUUGACUGAAUAGGAUUCCUCCCUGUGUGGUCAUGGGGGUUGAGCGUCGUGGUGUUUUUGUCCUGACCGGGACCUAUUGUACAAAAGCGUGAAUGUGGAAUUGCACAAUGUAGCACUGUAGUCUCAGUCCGUGACUGGAGGAACAGCAGACGAAGCCGGAACAGGCAGGAAGUCUUUUACAUGUAAAUAUUGUGGAAGCUGGACUCGCAUCAGACUGCCGCUACUCUGUGACCCCCCGCUCCGGUCCAAAACAAAAGGGAAUGCCUUUCAUUUAUUUAUCUUGGCAACAUGCCGUCUUCAUCUCACACCCACUUGAAACAUCCAGGAUGUGUAUUUAUAUAUGAAACAUGCAUGACACUUACAUAACAUCACGUCUGAGUGAUGACGGAGAGUUUUGUGAGGGGAAAACAGUUUUUUGUUUUCUUUUGGGGGGUUUUAUUUCAAAUGCUUCAAGCUUUUACAAUAAUCUGGUCUUUGUUCUGUUACCACAAUCUUAAGGACAGCUUGUAACAGGUGAAGGUUGAUGGUUUUAAUGCGCGUCAAACAAUCCUGACAUGGACAACGUUGUUUUCUUACUGGUUUGAUUUUAAAUAAAAUGUCCAAAGGACAUCUUUAAAGGAACCUUUAACAAUACGACCUGCAUUGCCUAACUUAGAAAUUCCGCCUGAUUCUCAUUUCCCUUAAGUGGAAACCGCCUGGGAUUUCUCCCAUUGAGUUUGAUUUGGGGGGGAGGAAUCCUCCAAAGGUGAGGACAAAUUUUUUAAAAUUAUACCUUAAUACAUUUUUUUCAUCAGUAAUUUUUAUUUGUAUUUCUUUUUUUCAUUCAUUAUAAAACAUAGUUUAAAAUGAUUUAUUGAAACGUUACUUGCCAUUUUCUUCUUUCCGAUUGGGAUGAUUCUCCAAUUUAUUCAAGCUGCUUUGCUCCUCUGGCUAACGUAACUAGAACAAAAUGGACAAGAACUCAGAAUUGCCGACUAAAAUUGCAAGAUGUGAGGCUACAUUUCUGCUGAACAUAUGCAACCAUUAUUUAAUAGUGAAUAGAAGUGAGAGAAGAACAUUCUGAAAGUUGACUUUCUUCACAUAUUUUGUAGCAUUGGGCUAAAGCUGAUGCUGUUUACGCUUUGGUUGUUCACAUAUCAUGUCCAGAGUUGCUGCUAUUUUAAGAAAUGUGUCAUAUUGUUUAAGGUUCCUUUUAAGGACAUUUUCUGCUUAUAUAAUGAUAAAAAAUAAAAAAAAUAAAAAUCCUACAAUAUAUUAAAACAUUUAUGCACAUCAGGUUGUUCUCCUGUGCAGCACAAAUAAAACAGAGUUAGGACAAAAUGGGAAGGAACCCCAACAUAAAGUGUCUUAUUGGGAAACUCUCUCGCCCCUCUGUGCCUACAUAGCAGCCUCCCUGGGCCUUUGGCAGCGUCUCCACUACAAGCUCUGCUGGAGGGAACACAGAUCUUCCUAAAGACGUUCCCCUUGUGACUGAGAGCGCUGGAAACAGGAGCUCAGCCGGGCCGACGUGGCGGCACCGGCUGCUUGGAGCAGAGCUCCGGGAAACGCUUCUGCCGUUUUUAAUACGGCGAAAAUCUGCAACGUUAUUACGGAGGUCAUUGAUAAAGCCAUUUAGAAAUCAAAAUACUGAUUUACUACAAAAUAGAACGACAUUCCAGCUGUGUUAUUAGAGAUGCUCCUUGUUUAUAUAAAAUAUCUUUUGUUUUGGUUUUUUUUUGGGGGGGUUCCACCUUCAGGAUGAGGAGGUCCAGUUAUUUAAAUGGCGCUUUCACCUGAGAGUACAUCCACGUGGGAACUGGAGGCAACGUUGGGGACAGUUAAAGUAUUUACAGUGCAGGAGAAGGUUGAAAUCACAAGCCGUCAGACCAGCAUGGAAUAAAAAACGCCACGAAAUAGCGAAACCAGAUACUUACAUACUGAAUAAAAACACACAAACACUUUUUUUUUCUUUAUUUCUGUAGUUAAAUCAGACCAAACUUUUCUUGUUUUACCUUAGUUAGAAUUACCAAAAUUAUUUCCAUUUGCUAGAUGCCAGAAAACUUAAGAACUUUUGUUUUUUUAGAAAUGUAUUUGUUGUAACUCUCCUCGAAUUCAAAAAGAAGUUCAUUCGGUCGGUAUCAGAGAUAACAGACAAACUGUACAACUUGGGCCAAACCUUUUGGGCUUCCUUCUACAAACCUCUGAUAGGUUAACCUAAUUGGCGUCGCACUAAACUAAGUCACGCUAAACUUUUGAAUUCAAGGAUGCAACAUUACAAAUGGAAUCUCUUAAAAACUAUUCUUGCAAACUUUUCCGGCAUUUAGCAAAUGGAAAUAAUGUUGGCAAUUCUAACUAACCUAAAACCAGAAAAGUUUAGUCUGAUUUAACUGAAGAGACUGAAGGGAAAAAAAGUGACUGUACUUUUAUUCCGUAUGUUAUACUGAAUAAAACAGUAUAUUCUGUUUUAUUCAGAAUAUACUGAAUUCUGAUUCCAGCUGUAUUUACAUAUCUCAAUCAGUCUGCUGAGAGCCGGCCAUGAGAAUGCCCAGUAAUCUUCACACAUGUAAUAUAAACUGUGUAAACUGUAAAUUAUUAUAUCGGACAAAGUGGUUUAUUUGAAUGCCUGUGAUGAAUAUUCUGUUAUAAUAUCUUGAUGUGUUACUCUAGCAUGUACCAAGUUUGCAUGUGUUGGAUUUUAUUUAUUUAUUUAUUUUGCAGACGGGAUGCAUCGGUAGGUCGAAGCAAUGAUUAAUUGUACUUUGUGUUAUUUCAAGGACUUGUUUGCCUUAAGUAGCUCACUGAUCGAUCUGGGAAUCAUGCAAUGCCUUCAGAUGUUCUAUUUAAAUAAUGAAUAUUCUCUUUUUCUUUCUUUCUUUUUUUAACUCCACUGACACAUGGCAAGAGUUAGAAGUGAUGUGAGAAAGAAAAAAUGAAAGAUCUGAUUUAAUUUGCCCUUCAUUUAGUUGGCAAAAAUAAGGCACUCAAACGUUUUGUUUAAAGUUAUUUUUGUAGUAGAUGCUAAAUUUGAACAAUUUACAAUUGCUGUUUUUUUUUUUCAAAACUCAUCUUCCAAAAAGUAUGUUUUUUGUGUUUGUUUUUUUGUUUGGUUUGGUUUUGCAUGAUGUUACCACUCAAGAAAAAAAAAAAGAUUAUUCCUAUAAACUCCUUAAAAUGAGGAGUGAAGAGAUUACAAGACAGCACAGGUUUCAGAGGAACAACAAAAGCCACAAGCAACUGAUUAUUUUAAAAGACCGUAUCUGUAAGAAUUACAAUAUUUGAAUAAAUAUUCAUAUAAUAUG
Xiphophorus hellerii (green swordtail) is the source of this 10099-nucleotide messenger RNA. RefSeq names its product copine-8-like. The transcript has 20 exons. The coding region runs from base 241 to 1941 and encodes 566 amino acids. NCBI's taxonomy places the organism in Eukaryota, Metazoa, Chordata, Actinopteri, Cyprinodontiformes, Poeciliidae. The record is from RefSeq and is a predicted model, not a curated record. Gene Ontology annotation, cellular component: plasma membrane. Gene Ontology annotation, biological process: cellular response to calcium ion. Gene Ontology annotation, molecular function: calcium-dependent phospholipid binding.